Vigna unguiculata (cowpea) is the source of this 2134-nucleotide messenger RNA. RefSeq lists its product as uncharacterized. The record is from RefSeq and is a predicted model, not a curated record. Lineage: Eukaryota; Viridiplantae; Streptophyta; Magnoliopsida; Fabales; Fabaceae. Gene Ontology annotation, molecular function: protein binding. Gene Ontology annotation, cellular component: plasma membrane.
AUAUAUUUGGUAUCUCCUAAAAUUUUUAUACAUCUAUAAAAAGAAUUUGACACUCCUAAAAUAUUUGUUGAAAAUUUGUCACUGCUUAUUUAGACCUUCUUGUCAAGAUUCUUAUCGACUACACCUUUUUGUCUGUUUACAUAGAAAUUGGUCCAGACGACUUUGUUUUUGAAAUCAUCACGACUCAAAACACGGUAACCCGUUUUCUUUUACUUGCCCAGUUACGAGACAAAUCUAUCCCAUGUAUGUAAUAAAACCGAAUAAUAAACAUUUUCGGGAGACAAAAAAAUUAUGAACAACUUUACUUGAUUUGCUAACAAAAUACCUUGACUAGCUGUGUUGAAUCUUUCUACAAUAUUAGUGCUUUUCGUGUUCGAGUCUUUCCAUUGAUUGAUAAUGUCAACGUCGGAGACUAUUUCUUGGUCACGUCUCAUGGAUUGCAUACUGGGUUGGUUGUUGCUUCUUCUGUGUGAUACUUCUUACCUUCUAUAUAUAUCAACAAAUUCUUUGGCUUUCCUAAGAAAGAUCUUUCAUUUGGUUACCCUUGUAAUAAUAAUGGAGGUGAAGGCAACUCAAACUGUAGAGGAUCACACAAUAGCAACACUCUAUGAAGCAUCACUAAAGGGUUGUGUAAGUACCCUACACACCCUGAUCCAAAGGAACCCUCUAAUUCUGAAUAGAGUUUCACUCUCUCCCUUCACCGAAACUCCAUUAUACAUAGCCUCUUUGCUUGGACAUUUGGAAUUCUGUGAGGCUCUUGUCAAGAGAAAACCCAGUUUAGUUAGUGAAGCUGACUCCGAAGGACGUUUCCCUCUUCAUCUGGCUUCUGCUGAAGGCCACACUGAGGUUGUGAAAUCACUUUUGCUCACAAACCCUGAUCUUUGUUAUGCUGUGGACAAAGAUGACAUGCUUCCUCUCCACUUUGCUGCAAUGAGAGGACGCGUAGGAACUAUUCAGGAGUUGAUCAAAACAAGACCAGACUCCAUUCAUCGUAUCACUCACAAUGGAUCUGUUUUGCACUUUUGUGUUAGGUUUAAUCAUUUGGAGGCCUUGAGAUUCUUUGUGCAAUCAGCAACAAUGAACCAAGACUUUCUGCUUGCCAAAGACAAAGAGGGUAACACACUUCUGCAUUUAGCAGUGAAGCUCAAACAAAUUAAGACCAUAAAAUACUUACUCACGCUACCAGAAAUGAGAACAGCAGCUAGAGCUUUAAACGAGGCAGGUUUAACAAAUUUUGAGGUGUUAGAAGAGAGUGAUCCAAGAGAUUUCAUAACCCUAAAAAUCCAAAACAUGCUAACUGAAGCUGGAGUUCAAAUCAUCAACGCAAAACAACAAGGGUCAUCAUCAUCAUCAUCAGCAUCAUCAGCAUCACCAAGCAUCAUCCCUACUCAACCAGCACAAGAAUCAAAGAGAAUGAAACUCUGGGAGACCCUAUGGCUAAAGUACCUGCAAUACCGGCCAAACUGGAUCGAAGAGAAACGUGGAAGUUUGAUGGUGGUGGCGACUGUGAUAGCCUCCAUGACUUUUCAGUCAGCAAUUAAUCCACCAGGUGGGGUUUGGCAAGAAGACACACACUCUGGUGGACUCAGUUGCAGUUCUUAUGGCACAUGUAAAGCAGGCACUGCAGUUUUGGCUUAUGAUUUGGCACAUGAUGGGUUUCUAAGAUUCGCCACCUUCAACAGUGUCUCAUUCUUUUCUUCUCUUUAUGUGGUGAUGAUUCUCCUUAGCGGGCUUCGGGUUGACAACAAGCCCAUGAUGUGGAUUUUGACCAUUGUGUUGUUCUUGGCACUCUCUUCAAUCGGUAACACCUACAUUUCUGCACAGCGAUUGGUGACACCACAUCACCUUGCCCACAAAGUUGAUACCGUGAACGCGUCUUUCUCUACGGUUUGGAAAAUCAUAAUUGCGAUUGUGGUUUUGUUUCACUUCCUUCACUUGCUCAUCUUAUGUGUCAAGAAGUUCCGAGUGAAGCCGCUAUCUAGCUCAAACCAGCUACCACUGUUCACGGGAUCAGAUUGAUGAAUGAAUGAAUGAAUACUUUAAACUAUUCCUUCAACUUAUUAUUCACAUAAUUAAUUUGUUUCACUAUGUAAUACGUUCCCGAUAAAAGCAACAUUUCUGAUCAGAUCAUAUG